AUGCCUACAAUCAAUGAUAAAAUGGAGUACCUGGAGGGGCAAAGCCGCAAAAAUAACCUGGUCUUUGACGGAUUGGUGGAAGCACCAGGGGAGACCUGGGCAGAAGCGGAGGAAAAAGUAAAACGGCUACUGGCGGAGAAGCUCCAGCUGAACACGGUGGAGGUGGAAAGGGCGCACCGUGUAGGGAGACGUGACAGCGGGGCGGACCGGCCGAGGCCAAUCAUCGCCAAACUACUGCGCUGGAAAGACCGAGAAGCCAUCCUGCAGCGUGCAAAAUGUCUCAAAGGAUCCAAGAUCUUCAUAAACGAGGAUUACACGGACGCGGUCAAGAAGAAAAGAAGAGAACUGAUACCGGAGAUGAGAGCCGCACGAGAAAGGGGAGCGAUUGCUUUUUUACGCUACGAUAAACUAAUUGUUCGGCCGCACACCAGCACAGCCAACCAAGCUAACCAAGCUAACCAAGCUAACCCAACGUAA
Knipowitschia caucasica is the source of this 477-nucleotide messenger RNA. The record is from the annotation of a GenBank genome assembly. NCBI's taxonomy places the organism in Eukaryota, Metazoa, Chordata, Actinopteri, Gobiiformes, Gobiidae.